GCAAGAUCUCUUUGCAUUAGGCUCUUACUGCCUCAUUAUGUCAUUUGGCUAAUCGGGGCUCAUAUCUCUAUCUUUUUAAUAUCCGAUACAGCUUCUACAGCAACAAAUCGAUCGCCAUGGGCAAGCGGUGGUACAAGACCGACCGCGCGCAAGACUUUGAUCAUGAACAGGAUCGUCAGGUUCGGAUGCGCCAGGUCUAUGAGACCAUCGACCGACAAGCAUUCCAAUGGAUCGUCGUCUUUGUCGCCGGUGUCGGCUUCUUCCUCGACGGCUACACACUCUUUGCAAGCAACAUGGCUUUCCCGAUGAUCUCCUACGUCUACUGGCGCGACCAACUAUCGUCUAUGCAUGUCACCUGCAUUAAUAUUGCUACACUUGCCGGCACACUCUUUGGGCAGGUUCUAUUCGGGUAUUUGGCAGAUCGUUACGGACGGAAAAAGAUGUACGGGCUGGAGCUGAUCCUGAUGAUCACAUCCACCCUGGGGGUCGUGAUGGCCUCCCGGGGCGAGAACGGCAGCAUGAGCGUCUACGCAUGGUUGCUCUGGUGGCGAAUCAUUGUUGGAACUGGGGUAGGAGCUGACUAUCCACUGAGCGCGGUCAUUACGUCUGAGUUUGCGCCGACCAAGCACCGUGCACGCAUGAUGGCUUCGGUUUUCUUCAUGCAACCUCUUGGACAGAUUGCCGGGAACAUCAUCGCCAUCAUCAUUAUCACUGUCAGUCGCAAGCAGGGCAACGCGGAUCUCACUCGCACGGUCGACAUCAUGUGGCGCUGGGUUAUCGGCAUCGGAGUCAUCCCGGGCGCCAUUGCGACCUUGUUUCGUUUCGUGAUCCCGGAGUCUCCUCGUUUCGUGCUCGAGAUUGACGACGACCCUGUUCAGGCUGAGUUCGAUGCCACCACUUUGUUCGACGACUUCCACGCCAGCUCUCCGUCCACACUGACUGGAUCUUCUCCAUCCGGCGGGGACUUUGCAAGCUGGCACAACUUCUCAAUUCCCGGCAUCUCGCUCACUACGAUCACCGCUGGGGAGAAUGACGAAGACGACGAUGAUCAUGAAACUCAGCGCUCUCCCUCCCAGACCGAGAUCCUGCAACCUGCCACUCUAAACUCCCACUGGCACCUGACUCGCCGGGAUAUUCGCCAGUAUUUCUGGAUCGAAGGAAACUGGCGCACCCUUGCCGCCACCAGUCUUGCCUGGUUCUUCCUGGACUUCAGCUUCUACGGGAUCAGUCUCUCCAGCCCGCAGUUCCUGGCCAAAACGUGGGGCUCCCUUCACCUCGAUUCCUCCGCCCCUUACUGGAAAACCGACGACCGCCCCGGUGCGAGUGUUUACAACAUGCUCCUCGCCAGCUCCACCCACGCACUCGUUAUCCUCAACAGCGGCAGUUUCCUCGGUGGAAUCCUUCUCAUCAUGCUGAUUCACAAACUCGACCGCACUGCCUUACAGAAAUACAUGUUCCUCGCGCUGGCCGCGCUUUUCAUCGCCCUCGGCACCAUGUACAUCACCGUGCACCAAGAAGGAGCCUCCGCCAUAACCCUCUACAUCAUCGGCCAAACCUUCUUCAACUUCGGCCCCAACGCAACCACGUACAUCAUCCCCGCCGAGAUCUUCCCGACGCGCUACCGCGCCACCUGCCACGGCAUCAGCGCCGGCGCCGGCAAGCUCGGCUCCAUCCUCGUCCAAGUGUUCUCAGCGUACUACAACUUCGGCACCGGCGAGGGCGACGGCCCGACCAUCCGCCACGGCUGGAUCCUGAUCCUGUUCAGCGUGUGCAUGAUCCUCGGCGCCGCCGUCACCCACUUCUGGAUCCCGCCCGUGCAGCGCGGCGCCACCUCCUCCUCCGAUUCAUCGGCAUCUUCGUCACGCGGAAAGCUCUGGGGCGGCCGGACCGAGACCCUGGAGACGUUGGCGCUGGGCCGGUGCGGGUGGAAGAGUCGGUAUGCGGCCAAGGCGGCGGGCCUGGGCGGGUCGGCGGAUGUGCCCAGGAAUCGGAUCCGUGUGCGGCAGAGGGUGGUUGUCACGUAGGUUAGGUAGGUGUUUGGGGUGGACUUUCGCUUAUUGUGUCAUUCUUUUCCUUGUCUCGAGACACUCCUUACUCUCUCUUUUUGUUUCUGUUCUUGUACAUACUUAUUCAUACCCCG
Aspergillus aculeatus ATCC 16872 is the source of this 2140-nucleotide messenger RNA. Its product is annotated as phosphate transporter. Gene Ontology annotation, biological process: transmembrane transport. The record is from RefSeq and is a predicted model, not a curated record. Lineage: Eukaryota; Fungi; Ascomycota; Eurotiomycetes; Eurotiales; Aspergillaceae. The coding region runs from base 117 to 2024 and encodes 635 amino acids. Gene Ontology annotation, molecular function: transmembrane transporter activity. The transcript has 5 exons.